Molecule: messenger RNA, 6053 nt
Organism: Panthera uncia (snow leopard)
Lineage: Eukaryota; Metazoa; Chordata; Mammalia; Carnivora; Felidae
Gene: IST1
Product: IST1 factor associated with ESCRT-III
Exons: 10
Coding region: 1006-2133 (375 amino acids)
Biological process (GO): protein transport
Source: RefSeq, a predicted model, not a curated record
CAGUGAGUGGAGCGCGUGCACGAGCCUCUCCUCUCUCCCUCCCCCCUUCUCCGGCUUGGUCCCCCUCCCCGCUCCCCAGGCGCGCGCCCGGCGGUGUGGGCGGGGCUUGAGGAGCGGGGGGUCUGGAGAGGCGGGACUAAAGGAGCAUCCAAUCACAGACUUUGGAGGGGGGCCUCGCCUCCAUCCUGGCGCCCCGGAGACCACCCAGCCUCGCCCCCUCUUUGGUCUUUCUUCAGCCCCGUCAGCACCCCCCAGCAACCUAACCUUUCCUGGACCUGUGAACUCCACCCUGACAGUCAGCUCCGAUCCUGGUUUCUUACCUCACCUUUGAGUUCAGCCACAAAACCCACAUCCCCCAACCACAGCUCCACCGCAGGCUCCCCCUCUGCUUAGCCCAACCUUAGUCUCUCCCCCAACCCAAACCCUCUUCUCUUGCUUUCCCCGACGCUUCACGGUUUCUUCGUCCGCCUAGACAUUUAAUGUGUACCCAGACCUAGGGGCCACAGGCCUUUGUAGGGGGGGCCACGUUCUGCUGUCCGAACUUCAGAGGAGAAAAAUCUUUAGACUUCAGGAAAAUCUUUAGAUUUAUUUUAGGCAUUUAAGUCUCCAACAUGCUUCUUAACUAGUAAAAUAACAGUAGCUGUAGACCUAGGGGCAUAGGAUAUAGAAUAGCACAGGAUAUAGAAUAGAGUAACUUUGGCACUGUUACCACUUAAGGGGCAUUUGAGGCAAUAGAAAGUGGUUAGAUUCACUUCCUAAUAAGACACCUCCUUCCCUUGUCAUCAUCCCUGCUUCUUCACUACUUUGUUUCCUUCCUCUUAUUCUGCCUUCUAGUAGAACGCCUAAGCUUGCCUCUGACAGAGCUUACUUGAAGUAGGGAAUGCGGUGAAAAGCAGAUGGGAUCUGGUAAGAGCAGAUCUAGCCUGGAGUCCCAGCUCUGCCACUGACCAGCCUGGUUGCUUUGGACAAGUCCCUAUUCUGAACCUCUGCUUCCUGAAAUGUAAAAUGGAUAAUAAGGAGGAACAACACAGCAUGCUGGGCUCUGGAUUUAAAGCUGAGCGUUUACGAGUCAAUUUGAGAUUAGUCAUAAACCGUCUUAAACUAUUGGAAAAAAAAAAAACGGAAUUGGCCCAGAAAGCAAGGAAAGAGAUUGCUGACUAUCUGGCUGCUGGGAAAGAUGAACGAGCUCGGAUCCGUGUGGAGCACAUCAUCCGAGAAGACUACCUUGUGGAGGCCAUGGAGAUCCUGGAGCUCUAUUGUGACCUGCUGUUGGCUCGGUUUGGCCUCAUCCAGUCUAUGAAGGAACUAGAUUCUGGUCUGGCUGAAUCUGUGUCUACACUGAUAUGGGCUGCUCCUCGACUCCAGUCAGAAGUGGCUGAGUUGAAAAUAGUUGCUGAUCAGCUCUGUGCCAAGUAUAGCAAGGAAUAUGGCAAGUUAUGUAGGACCAACCAGAUUGGAACUGUGAAUGACAGGCUAAUGCACAAACUGAGUGUGGAAGCCCCACCCAAGAUCCUGGUGGAGAGAUAUCUGAUUGAAAUUGCCAAGAACUAUAAUGUGCCCUAUGAGCCCGACUCUGUGGUCAUGGCAGAAGCUCCUCCUGGUGUAGAGACCGAUCUUAUUGAUGUUGGAUUCACAGAUGAUGUGAAGAAAGGGGGCCCUGGAAGAGGAGGAGGGGGUGGUUUUGCAGCACCAGUUGGUGGACCUGACAGAACAGUGCCAGUGCCUAUGCCUGUGCCUAUGCCCAUGCCCUCUCCAAGUACUCCUUUUUCCUACCCACUUCCAAAGGGACCAUCGGAUUUCAAUGGAUUGCCAAUGGGGACUUACCAGGCUUUUCCCAAUAUUCAUCCACCUCAGAUACCAGCAACUCCCCCAUCGUAUGAAUCUGUUGAUGACGUUAAUGCUGAUAAGAAUGUCUCUUCUGCACAGAUUGUUGGUCCUGGGCCCAAGCCGGAAGCCCCCGCAAAGCCCCCUUCCAGACCUGUGGACACCUGCGACAACUUUGUACUACCAGAGUUGCCGUCUGUGCCAGACACGCUACCGACUGCAUCUGCUGGUGCCAACACCUCAGCAUCUGAGGACAUUGACUUUGAUGAUCUUUCCCGGAGAUUUGAAGAGUUAAAAAAGAAAACCUAGAUCUCUUAAGCCAGGCAACCUCCAGGCUCUGGGAUUUGAGAAGGCACUGUUUCUCCUUGUAACAAAGAAUCUCCGUGCAAUUCUUUUUCAUCUCUUACCAUCACUGAGCACACUUUUCCUUUGGGCUCUCUUCCUGCUCUAAAUUCUGCUGCUUUCCAGUUCUCUGUUGCUCUUAAGAGACUAACAAUUAGAGUCAACGAGGCCAGAGCAGCCUUGGCAACCUUGCUUGUUCGUCUCCUUUGAGUGUGAUCCCAGGUUCGCCCAUCACCUGUCCUGUCCCUCCGCAGGGAAAAGGUGAAAGCAUUGUAAGGAGAGCUGCCAAAGAUGGCUGGACACGGAGGACAUUACUUCAUGAAGUCUCUCUCAGUCCUGUGCUGAAGUUCUAGAUUUAGAAACAAACCCCUCUGUACAGAGGGAUUUGUGGUGAGCAAGAAUCAAGACAAAAAGGUGUGAUAUGAAUGGGAAGAGAGACUGAUGCUGGAAGCCUCUUUAAUAGUUCUUGGAAGCUGGGUCCUCUCAUUGGCAUAUACACUACUUCUUGCUGCAGGGCAUUGUUCUACCUGGAUCCAGUUGCAAAGUUUAUUUGGAAAGUUGAAGGCUUCUCUUAGUUCUGCUGGAUUCUCAGGGAGCCCUCCGUGGCCUUUUGCUUUGAGUGCUGUGUUCUCCUUUUACCAGAGGGCAACACUGCAUAAAUUCCUGUUUUUCCCCAUAGCAUGUUCUGUUGGAUUGCAUUUACUGGCAAAUGGCGGACAGGUCACAUGUUGGGCAGAAGUCACCAUUCAAGGCUAAGGUGGGCUUCCAGGUGCCUUAAUAGAAGUACUCAAAUCUCUUGGGUAGUGAGCUGGAAUGCCUACAGGAGAAGAAGGGUUCUUGUUUUCAUUUGAAAACUUUAUGAUUAAGAGAACCUUUAAAGACUGAUUUCAGAAAAUUUUUUGGUGCCCAUAAAAAACGUGGCUGUAGUUCACUACUUUCCUAGAUGGAUGAGACUAUUACUAUUGUAACUUAAUGUGCUCCUUUUCCCUGUAGAUAAGGCUGUCCUUCCCCAGAGGGAUGGUUUUGGGAUCAGAAGGUAGGACUCUGGCUUAUGUGUAGUGUAAUGUAUAUACUUGUUUCAAGCAACUUUAGUGUUUUUGAUUGGUUUGUAUCUAUCUCAUAGCUCAGUAGCUGAUAAUAAAGUUAAAAAUUCUGUGCCUUGCUGAAUUUGGUUUGGUCAAACGAUGAGGUGCACAUUUGGAUUUUAGUGGAGAUUAUUUUAAGCAGUGACCCAUCCUGGGCACAAGCCAGACCUUAACUCUUUGGUUCCCUGGGUCAUGGGGAUGCCUGCAGCAGCGAGGAGCCCAUUUCAAUCUGUGUGUGUGUGUGUGUUUUAAUGUUUAUUUUUGCAAGAGAGUGAGCAGAGGAAGGGCAGAGAAGGAGACAGAAUCCUAAGCAGGUUCCACACUAUCAGCACAGAGCCCGAUGUGGGGCUUGAACCCAUGAAUCAUGAGAUCAUAAUCUGAGCCGAAAUCAAGAGUCAGACGCUUAACUGACUGAGCCUCGCAGGCGCCCCUCAACUUCUGUAUUUAAGCCUAGAUAGCAUUUGUGAAUUUGCUUGGUUACUCCUCUUGGACAGGGCUCUCCAUUACCCAAACCUCAUGCAUUUAUCUUUAAAAUAAGCUGCUGUCAGGGCGCCUGGGUGGCUCAGUCAGUCAAGCGUCUGACUUCAGCUCAGGUUAUGAUCUCACCGUUAGUGGGUUCUAAUCCCUGUUGGGCUCUGUGCUGACAGCUCAGAGCCUGGAGCCUGCUUCGGAUUCUGUGUCUCCCUCUUCAUUGCCCCUACCCCACUUGUGCUCUGUCUCUCUCAAAAAUAAACAUUAAAAAAAAAGUAAGCUGCUGUGAGCCCACUUGUGAUUCAUUUGUAUUUCCGACAGCCAUACUGAAACAUUGGUGAUGAGUGUUUUUUUACUUGUUGUUUGGCAGCAGAGCUGGAUUAUUCUGUAUCACUCUUACAGGGUUAACCCUUUCCUGACCGUGAUCUAUAAACAGAAGAACUUGCAGCCACGGGGGAUUUUGAUUCCUCAGUGAUUUACAAAAUUAACAGUGCAUUAUAUAUAAACAUUGGUAAUUUUCUAAACUGUGCCAUGCAAAGAUAAGUAAUAAUAUGCUAAGUAGUAAUAAGCCAGGGUGGGAAUGAACAUGAUUAAGAUAGUUCAUUUUUUAAAACUCCACUGUUAAUGCCCAUUGCUAUCAUGACCAUUUGCUCAUGUGUUCUGGUGCCGCUGGAUUCCUAGCAAACUCUCUGCAGCACCAUCUGUGAAUGCACCUUCUUUUAGAGUCUGUUCAAAGACAAAAGGAGAAGAGUGGGGGAAAUUAACAAUUGAUCCUGAUGUUGGAGAGAAAAAGUACCACAAGAUACCAAAAAAAAGUAUGAAUAGUAAUACUGGAAAUUUCCUUUUAUGAUUUACUGUCAGGCAUUGGAGUGUUUCUGCUAAAUAGCGGAGGACCAGGUGUUUAUAGGACAGUGGAUAUAGAACAUAAUAUAGUCUUGGUAAACUGGGUUUCCUAUAAAAAUGGUUGGCAGAGACCAAUAAAGGGAAUAUGCUAAUACUGUGCAUUAUGUCCGCCUAAGAGCAGCAACAGUUGAGCUUUUCCAAUGCUAGAAGAAUCAUGACAUUUAUAUUUCAGUUACUGAGAGACUUACCUACCUUAAGGGACUUUCUUUACCAAAGGCCAUGAGGAUGACAAACAAAAAGGUUAAUGAUCACAAGUACUAUCAAGAUGACACUGGUGAGGAUCAGAAAAGAACCCAGGAUUGGCUCUAAAACAACAACCUGGAAAGAGACAAUAAAAUUUUGAGUUUAAAGAUUGUCAGUUUAAUUUCUACUUUAAAAAUGUAAGUUAUAUGCUUAUGUUUGGGAUAUAGUCAUAUAAAAUAUUUGGUGGAAACUUGGAGAAGCAAAAUUAUUAAAAAGGAAAAUACUUUUGAGUGGACAGAAGAGAAAGAAUGAUAGACUGGGUGGGUAUAAAAAUAAUUGACUUCAGUGUUUUCACAGGUAAACAGGUGAGUCACAAUAGCAGUAUAAUUCAAAACCCAUGUGAGUUUUGGCAGUUCUGGAAAAUAUAAACAUGGAGGUUUGAAAGAGUAGCAAAAGGUUACAUCAGAAAUCCUGAAAACUGUCUCUGCCGUUCUAUGACCUCUACUUUAAACACAGGAGCAUUCUAAUAAAAUUUAACAGGUUAACCAUAAAAACUGGCUUUUUAGUCUUUUUUUUCUUUUUAUUUAUUUAGAAAAUCCCAAGCCAGGCUCAAACUCAUGAACUGUGAGAUCAUGACCUGAGCCAAAAUCAAGAGUUGGAUGCUUAACUGACUGAGCCACUGAGGUGCCCCUAAGUUGGUUGUUUUUUUAAGUGUUAUCUUUAAAAGUGUAAUUGCUGAGUUUUGCCUGUCUUUUCAGCAUAAAGACAUCUCUCAAAUACAGGGUUACUAGAGUGGUUUCCAUAACAGCAUUUUAAUUUACAUGUUCAUUUUAACAAAUGAUGCACUUUUUCCCUUGAUAUUUUGGCUCAUUCACUGUUGCCACUAGGGUACCGUUAAAAAAACCAAACAGCCCAACAACUUAGAGGGUGAAUGUUUAUAAUAAAUACCACUGUGAUGGAAAUCUGUAUGACCAAAUAUAUCCUAGUAACAAUACAUCAUCCACUUAAAAGUGCUUAAUUAUAGCUACUCUAUCUAGGUCAUCAAGUAACUUGAGACAAUCUCAGAUUGUGCUGUAAGACUUUGCCCAAUAAGUACACUCCAUUUUCCCUUCACAUUGUAUAUGAUUAUGAUUAAAGCAGAAAAAGAGUUAAGUCAAAAAGGAGGUGUUAGCAAAAGCUUAUUGUUGUGAUUGUUACUUCCUUAAGAGCUUUAGUAAAUAAAGUGUUCCAAGAGUGAUGGCUUCA